This is a messenger RNA of Ostrea edulis (European flat oyster), 8626 nucleotides long. RefSeq lists its product as uncharacterized. NCBI's taxonomy places the organism in Eukaryota, Metazoa, Mollusca, Bivalvia, Ostreida, Ostreidae. The record is from RefSeq and is a predicted model, not a curated record. Gene Ontology annotation, molecular function: protein binding. The transcript has 54 exons.
ACCGGAAGUGACUUAGGAAAACAGACAUCCACAUGGUAUCAUGAUUGACUGAUACUGUUAAUUUUAUUUCCCCCCAUUGGUACCUAUAUUUAGUGAUAUAAUGAAAACAAGUUAGAAUUCAUAAUGGGAAAAGCAAAGAAUAAGAGGUACAAAAUUGAGAGACCCAAACCAACCGGGUUAAUGAGUGUCCAAGAAGCAGAAAAUGAGUUAGAACACCAGGCAUCGCCAAAUAGUGGUAUGAUUCAGUCCUUGCUGGAGGAGUUGAAUGGUCCAUCAGAAGAAGGGAGAGAAUGCAGUUGUACAACUAUUGCCAAUCUCGUUUCCCAACCCAGUGCUGUAAAGCUUCUCCUGCAGCAUAACAUUGUAAAAAUUCUCUCCCCAGUCAUUUUGGAUAAAAACCCGGAGAUUCAAAUUAAGGCCCUUGGAGCUCUCAGAAAUCUGAGUGUGGAUGGUGGUGAGACAGUUUGCCAAGAAAUGGUGAAGAAGGACAUAUUGACACCUCUUUUGUCACUCCUGAAACAGUAUGGUUCUAACUGGACUCCAGAGAAACCCUCAGGGAAGAAACAGCAGGACUUAAAGUCUUCCAUUUACACAGAAGCUGUACACAUACUGUGGAACCUGUGUGAGAGUUGUGACGAGGCUCUAGAGGUCUUUAACAGAGAAAACCUGUUUCCGGCCAUGUAUACUUGUAUGCAGCACCUUAUAUAUGGAGUGGAUAUAGCUGUCACUGUGGCCAAUUGUCUUUAUACAGUAACAGAAGACAAUGCCCCAGUCAUCAAGCUGUGUCAGGACCUAGAAGUUCUCAGUCUUCUGAACUCUUUGAUAUCUCUCAGCUCAGACUCCUCUGAUCUUAUCCUCUUAAAAACUCUAGCAACAGGUAUUAUGGUAAAUAUCUACUCUGGAAAGCUGACCACAGUAGGGAGCAGUGUUGUGAUGUCGUUACUGAAGUCCGUGUCAGAUGUUUUGGUGCUGGAUGGUGUGGAGGCAGCACAGAAAAUAGCUGGUGAAUGUCUCCUACAAAAUGGAGAUAAUGCUAUGGUCAGUGAUGAGGAAUGUGGCAAACCACAUAAAAUAGACAUCGGCCAGGAAGAGAUAGAUAAUAAAUUCAAAGAUGUUCAGAAUAUAUUGUCUGCACAACAAGUUGCCUUGGAAAUUGUUGCAAAUGUUUGCUGCAGUGACGAUGAUGGCUGGGAAGAUAUGGAGAACAGCGAGUCCAGCAGCUGUGACGAUGAGGCGGUGACAGAAGAGGUCAUGGAACAGGACACAAUUGAUAUGUUUUCAUCUCUUUGUGUUUCAACUGAAGUCCAACAGGCUGUGAAACAGUUUAGUGUAUUUGAAAAGGUGUGUUUGAAAUGUUCUUCUGUUGACUGUGGUGGUCUUCCAAAAAGGAUUAUUAAAAGCCUUGUUGGAUUACAAACCCAUGCUCUCCUGUGUAUGAACAAUAUGGUGAAUAGCUUGGAUGUGGAUCUGUUAGGAGGAAUGGAGAGACUGCACCAAGUGUGGACAAGUCUAGCCCCCAUUAUAACGAGUAUUAAUAGUGAUCCUGGUAAUGAGGUAUUGUUAGAUGCUGCCACCAGUGCAUUACGAGCUGUGAUACAGAAACUUAGCAGCAUUGGAUCUCCCAAACUGCUGGAAGUGUCCGUAUCUGACCUCCAAUUUCUCUUCGACCUUGGCCGAUCUUGUCACUUGGCUGACAUUAAAGUCAACAUCAUCAGAAUUGUAGCUGCUGUCGGAGUGGUCUUCAGUAAACAGAAGAGUUUACCAAAUGUGGAUAUUUUAAAAAAUAUCGGCAUUUUCUUGUUGACCAUUGUGUGUGGUGACAAGGACCUGUGGGUUGUAUCUGAAGCUCUGGACUGUGUUUUUGAUGUUUUUGGGGAGGAUCAUUUAGACCCUGUGGAUCAGGAGAUAGGGCUGACUGCGAAAUUGUCUAAAGUCAUUCCGGAUAUGAAAGCCAGAGUGAGUGUUGCAAAAAAGAAACCAGAUAUGCAUUACCCUGUGAUAUCCACAGCGAGAACGAACUUGAUUGGGUUUGUGAAAUACAAACUCUCCAAGAAGAAAUCAUAGAUGGAACAUUUUACACCGGGGUCCUUGGCCGACAUGCGUCAGGCUUUUCUUCUUCUUUCGUGCGCUCUUGUGAGCCUGAGGGGCGCACAUAGCGCUGCGACCACAGCAGCGCCCUCAUGUGGCACUGUGCCGGCAGAUAUUGUGUUUUUACUUGAUUCUUCGGGAUCUGUUGGUUCCUCAAACUUUAAUAAGCAGCUAGAUUUUGUGAAAAAAUUUGCUAACACGUUUGACAUUGGACCUCAAAAUGUGCAGAUUGGUGUGGAGACUUUUGCCACGACUCCCCACCAUCAAUUUUUCAUGAACAAAUAUCCAUCCAAAUCUACAUUAUUAAACGCCAUCGGUCAUGUGCCCUACCAAUCGGGUUCCACACAUACAGAUUUGGCUUUGAAAUAUAUUAUGGAUCACGACUUCAAACCGGCUGCUGGGGACAGAGACCACGUGGUCAAUAUCCUUGUUGUGAUGACCGAUGGUCAGUCCAAUGACCGUCAGGCCACCAUCACACAGGCCAACAAACUCCAUGGAAUGAACAUCAAAACUUUCGCCAUUGGUAUUGGCAGUGGAAUUAAUCGUGCUGAAUUAGGACACAUCGCAACUGACGACAAGCACGUCUUUACUGUUUCCAAUUUUGAUGCCCUGAACACCCUGCAAGCAGAAUUGAAGAAAACGGCUUGUGAAGUCGAUGGAGGUUGGAGCAAAUAUGGAUCCUGGUCUCCAUGUUCAAAAACGUGUGGAGGUGGCACUCACUUUAAAGAAAGAUCCUGCAACAAUCCACCGCCAGCAAAUGGUGGUAAAAACUGCGUCGGACAAGCGAGAGAGACGGGAACCUGUAACACUCAGGCCUGCCCUACAACUCCACCCCCCACUACAAAGCCCCCAACAACCCAACCACCCCCUACCACGACCCCAUCACCAGGGUGUGGCGUUGUUCCUGCCGACAUCGUCUUUAUUCUGGACUCAAGCGGUAGUGUAGGGAAUACCAACUUCCAGAAGAUGCUUAGCUUCGUCAAAAACAUGGUUAACGGUAUGGACAUCAGCGCAACAGGGACAGAGGUCGGCGUUAUCACCUAUAGCGACCGCACUCAUUUGGAAUUCCACUUAAACGCUCACCAUGACAAACAAUCCCUCGAUCAAGCCAUUUCUGGCAUCAGAUACAUUUCCGGGGGAACAAACACAGCUGAUGCUUUGAAAUAUGCUAGAGAAACCAGUUUCCAAACAGUCAAUGGCGCCAGAAACAACGCUGCGAAGAUUGCCAUCGUCAUUACUGACGGUAAAUCCACCAGCAGCAUUGCCACAUCUGCUGAAGCUCAGCGACUACAGCAACAGGGCGUCACGGUCUUCUCUAUCGGCGUUGGAACCGCCAACAAACAGGAAUUAGAUGCUAUGGCCACUGAUCCAGAUGCUUCUCACGUUUACGUUGUCAACAAUUUUGAUGCUCUGAAGCAGAUAAAAGGAGAAUUGGCACAAAAAGCAUGCGAAGUAAAAGCAACUACAGCUCCACCACCAAGCAACAGAACAGACUGUGGGGCAAAGGCUGAUAUCGUCUUCCUUUUGGACUCCUCUGGCAGUGUGGGAUCUACCAACUUUAACAAGAUGCUGAAGUUUGUCCAGGGUGUUGCUCAGGACUUCAAUAUCGGACCAAACGAUGUACAAAUCGGAAUAGACACUUUCGCCACAAACCACAAGGCUGAGUUUCACAUGAAUUCUCAUCCAGAUAAACAAUCUUUGGUUUCAGCAAUUGGCAAGAUUGCUUACCACGCUGGUUCAACUCACACAGGAGAAGCCAUCAAGUUUAUGCAUACUGACAGUUUUACUUCAGCAGCAGGGCAUAGACCAGGAGUACCAAAGAUCGGUAUUGUUGUCACUGAUGGUAACUCCAACAAUCGACAGCUAACCGCUGCAGAGGCGGACAAAGCUAGAAAGGAUGGUAUCACCAUGUUUGCUAUCGGUGUUGGACACGGAAUCAAUAAUAAUGAACUGAACGCAAUCUCCACAGAUCCCGACAGCCAGUACACGUUCCGUGCCGACAGCUUCGACGCCUUAACUUCUCUCAAGGGAACCUUAUCAUCAAAGACCUGUGAACAGGCAAAACCAACCCCAGCUCCUGCUCCCAACUGCAAUGCUGGAAGUGUUGCUGACAUCAUUUUUGUUUUGGAUUCCUCGGGAAGUAUCACCAAACCAAAUUUCGAUAAAAUGAUCAACUUUGUCAAGGACAUGGUCAGAAGCUUUGAUAUCGGAUCAAAUAAAAUCCGUAUCGGGUUGGAAACCUUCAGUAGCCGACCCUAUCAGGAAUUUCAGCUGAAUACCCACACCGACAAAGCUUCUCUUUUAGCCGCUUUGGACAAAGUAACUUACAAGAGUGGUGGUACCAACACAGGGGAUGCAAUGAAUACCAUGUACAGCAAAAUGUUCACUGCUGCCAAUGGAGACCGAUCGAACGUUCCCAACCUUGCCAUUGUCCUUACCGACGGAAAUUCCAACAACCACCCCAAAACGGUCAAGGAAUCCAACAAUGCUCACAAGCUUGGCAUCAACGUCUUCUCCAUUGGUAUUGGCCGUGGUAUAUCUAAGUCUGAGUUGAACGACAUUGCCUCGGAUCCUGACAGUGCGCACGUAAUGACCAUUACUAAUUUCAAUCAGCUGCAACAAAUCCAAGGCGCUUUCCAGGCAAAGACAUGCAAUGUUAUUCCACCUACUCCUGGUGCAAACACAACUGUUGCCCCACCAAUCGACCCAUGUCAGGAUGCUAUCUCAGACUGUGCCAGAUAUGGAAAGCCUUCCUGUAAAGGACAGUACCUUGACUGGGCUAAGAUUAACUGCCAGAAAUUCUGCGUAUUCUGUAAUUCUACGGUUUUGACCCCACCACCACCAUGUGCAGACGCACUCGCGGCCCCACAGAAAUGUACCCAGUUCGAUCCAAGUGUGUGUACAGGCCAGUACCAACCAUGGGCUGAGGCAAAUUGUAGAAAAUUCUGUGGAUAUUGUAGUCCUGAUGCAAAGGGACAACCAGGAUAUUACGGAAAGUGCUAUUACAACGGCAAGACAUACUCCCAAGGACAAAGGUGGUCUGACGGCUGUGCUUAUGAAUGUACUUGUGAUGACGCCAGUAAAGGAAAAUAUAGCUGUUACAACAAAUGUCCAGCUUACUACAACCUGCCGCCUCAGUGUACCCUGACGAAGAAGACCGGAGAGUGCUGCCUCCAGCCUGUCUGUAACUUCAACCCACAGUACCAGACUCAGACCGGUCAGAAGGUCGCCAAUGUUAACGGAGUCAAUAUGUGUGUGUAUAACACUAAGAGUUACUACCAGGGCCAGACCUGGUCCGUUGGCUGUGAAUAUGACUGCCAGUGCGUUGAUGCUGGUGCUGGAAUGUGGAGCUGUCAAUCUAAAUGUCCAGUGUACCAGAACCUGCCCGCCGUAUGUCGCUUGGAGACUAAGCCCGGAAAGUGUUGCAAGGAACCAAAAUGUGACUUUAGCAACCAGUAUGGUACAUUCUCUGGUAUUGGAACCAUCUCUGGAAACGGAACUUCCACCACUCAGCCAACCGCCCCUCCACCUUGUGUUGAUAAGAUCAAUAACUGUAACCAAUACCAACUGGCCACAUGUACUGACAAGCUGUACAGAGACUGGGCUUUGGUUAACUGUCCCAAAUUCUGUGGCUUCUGUCCUUUGUUAAACCAACCGGGACCUUACGAUCGUUGUGUGUAUAAGGGUGUUGCCCACAAACAGGGAGAGACAUGGUAUGACGGAUGUGACUAUGAGUGCAUGUGUGAAAACGCAAAGUAUGGGUACUACAGAUGCAACAAAAGAUGUCCUGAUUAUACAAAUCUACCUUUGGGAUGUAACAUGGUGAAGGCAAGCGGACAAUGCUGCCCAACGAUCAACUGUACAGCAGGCUCCCAGGGAACGUUUGUAGGGUCAGGCACGGUACCAUCGUUGGGAGGAUAUCCGAUCCCAAGCAUCAAACCAACAGCGGUUCCUAACCCACUCAACCCUAACGGACCCACCGUGGCCCCACAAUUGGUGCCCAAGCAGAUUGACGGAUGUUACUAUAAUGGUCAGUUGUAUCAGCAGUCUCAGAGAUGGGUGGACGGAUGCAAAUAUUCCUGUAUUUGCGAUGAUGCCAAAACCGGAAGAUACAGAUGUUCUCCAAAAUGUCCCACAUUUAACAACCUGGAUGCUGCCUGCACACUAAUGGAAGACCCUAACGAUCCCUGUUGUAAGAUACCUAACUGUACAGCUGGAGUUGCACUUAUCAAUGUUCCAGUUCCGUCAUAUGGACCCGGUAUUACCGGAUACGGAAUUGCUAAAUAUCCACCCAUAACAGUGACCGGAAGCACAGGCCCUGGUAUAAACGGAAGUGGAACCCCAACCUCUUUCACUGGUUAUGGCCAAACGGGACCCACAGUGUCGGGAGCUACAAAGGGUGUUUGUAUUUACAAGGGACAGAUUCACCAGCAAGGACAAACAUGGGAUGAUGGGUGUGAUUACAGAUGUACAUGCGUGGACGCGUCCAUUGGACAGUACAGAUGUAACGACCGAUGUCCAUCCUACCAGAACCUGCCUCCACAGUGCCGCUUGAAGCAGGAUCCCAGUGACUCAUGUUGUCAGACAUACGUCUGUGACGUCGUCGUUACCACAGUUCCUCCAUUAUUUCAACGUACCACACCAGCAUCUGGAUCAGGAGACUACUGUGUGUACAAGAGCCAGUAUUACCACCAGGGAGAGGAAUGGUUUGAUGGCUGCAGCUCAAAAUGUCGAUGUGAGGACGCUAAAAAUAAAUACUACCAGUGUACAGAAAGAUGUGGACAAUAUUCCAACAUUCCAGUCGGGUGUAGCUACGUCACUGAUCCUAAAGACUCUUGUUGUCGUGUUCCACAAUGCAGUGUGACAGGAAGCACGUCCGGUCAGACGGUCUCGGGAUUCAACCCAGCUGGAUACACCGGAACUUUUACCGGACAAGGCAGACCCCAAGUCGGAUCGGGAACUUACAACUCUACUUCAACGAACGGAUAUUCCAGUGCCUGUAUCUACAAGGGACAAAUUUAUCAGCAAGGUCAGACUUGGCAGGAUGGCUGUAACUAUAACUGUGAAUGUGUGGAUGCAUCAAAGGGUGUCUACCGUUGCAGCGAUAGAUGUCCACGAUAUGGAACUUUACCCACAGAUUGUCACUUGGUUCCAGACGGAAAUGACCAAUGUUGUCAGAAACCGGAGUGCAAUCCAACUGGCCCUGGCGCGUGCAGUGAUGUCAAACCUGACUGUGCAUCUUACGGAGAUUAUGCAUGCCAUGAACCGUACGCUGGUUGGGCCAAAGACAAUUGUGCUAAAUUUUGUGGAUUCUGUGGAAACAGUACUUCAACACAAACUCAAGCUACCUCGGCUCCUGGACCUUGUGCAGACAAGAUUCCAAACUGUAAGGAUUUUGGUACUCAAUCUUGUUCUGGUCAAUUCAUUGGAUGGGCCAAAUACAACUGCGCCAAGACUUGCGGAUACUGUGGUGCAACUGGGACGGGCACCAGUGGAGGAUCAGUCACAGGAACCGGAGGCGGGACCUCUGGAACAGGAUCAGGAUCAGGAUCAGGAGCCUGUCGAGACACUAUUAGUAACUGUGUUGAGUUCACCAAAUCAUCUUGUGUAGAACCUUACAUAUCCUGGGCUGUAAAGAACUGUCCAGCUUACUGCGGAUUCUGUGGGCCCAAUGGCACCAUAAUCGUUACCGGAAAUACGGGUGGUAUAAGUGGAACAGGAACCGGUACAGGUGGUUCUGGAACCGGAACUCAAGGUGGCAUUUCAGGAGUAGGAGUUGUGACCUCUAUACCAGGCAGUUCAUUUACAGGAAACGGAGGUGGAUGUUUGUACAAGGGACAGCUGUACCAACAAGGAGAACAGUGGAAUGACGGCUGUGAAUAUAACUGCACUUGUUCCGAUGCAUCUCGUGGUUACUAUGUUUGCAGGGCUCUAUGUCCUCAGUAUACUAACCUUCCACAAGGGUGUGUCCUCGUCAAACCUAGUGGACAGUGCUGUGCGCAGCCACAAUGUACUGGAGGAACAGGAACAGGAACAGGAUCAGGAACUAUCACAGGAACAGGAUCAGGAACAGGAUCGGGAUCAGGAUCUGGAACCAUCUCAGGAACUGGACAGGGCUGUCUCUUCAAAGGAACUGUGUAUCAACAGGGACAAAAAUUCGAUGAUGGAUGUAAAUACACAUGCACAUGCGCAGAUGCUUCGAGAGGCUACUACACAUGCCAGAAUAAAUGUGUUGAUUGGCAACUACCAGCAGUCUGCACACUGAACCCUCCCGCCCCAGGGAAAUGCUGCAAGACCCCAAAAUGUCCUGAUGGCUAUGUUAUCAAUUAUCCCCCAGGAUACACUGAGCAGUAGUGCUCGUGGAAUUUAUCCGUGAAAAUAUCAAUAAACUUAUCUGUUAAUAUAUAUAGUAAUUGUUGAUAUUAUAAUCUUAACAUUGAAGAUUGUUGAAUAUAAUUCCAUUUCUUCGUUAUUAUGAAUGAAUUUGCAGAUAUAUAUAUAGUAUUCACUGUAUGGAAAUAAAUAUCUCAAGUUCCUG